GGCGCCCGGGGGCAGCACCCCGACCCUGCGCGGGGCCCGGGCCCGCCCGCGCCUCCGGCGGACGGCGAUGUGGCGGCUGCGGCUGCUCGUCCUGGGGGUGCUGGCGGCGGGCACCGCCGAGGCCCAGGCGAACUCCACCGACGGUUUUCUUGAAUUUUCUGUGGGAAAAUUUACAUACUUUCUGCUCAGCAGUCCCUUUCCACAGGGGGCCAUUCUACGUCAUAUUUCAAGCAAUGUGACCUUCCUUCUUUUCCAAAUACACUCACAGUAUCAGAACACCACCAUUUCGUUUACUAAGACUCUUCUUCCGGGCACCUCAGAGACAGGUAAUGACAGAGGCCUGGUUUUCAUCCUUAGACCCGAGCAAACUAUGUGCACUUGGUACUUGGAGACGAAAGAUGCCAAGCCUGUUCAAAAUGUGGCCAUUCCACUCUCCUACUCAGAAAGAGAUCCUAUUCCUGGAGGCUGUAAUUUGGAGUUUGAUUUAGAUAUCGAUCCCAACAUUUACUUGGACUAUAAUUUUUUUGAAACAACUAUCAAGUUUGCACCAGCAAACCUAGGCUAUGCAAGAGGUGCGGAGCCUCCACCGUGUGACGUGGACACGGGCCAGGAAUCCAGGUGGAGGUUGCAGUAUGAUGUGUAUCAGUACUUUCUGCCUGAGGGCGACCUCACUGAGGCCUCGCUGCUCCAGCAUCUUCAAAGGAUGGCCCAGGUGCCCCAAGUGAAGGCCAGUGCGGACAAGGUGGUUACCCUAACAGCGGAUGAUAAAACGACUGUGUCUUUCUCUUCCCUCCUGGGACAAGGAGUCAUUUAUAAUGUCAUCGUUAGGGAUCCGUCCCUCAAUACAUCUGCUGCUUAUGUUCCCGUGCACACAUAUGCCUGCAGCUUUGAGUCAGUGGAUGGUAACUGUAUUUCUCCUGGAAGAGUACCCACCAAAGUGUUCUUCACUCUGCUUGCCCUGCUUGGGCUCUUCGUUUGUUUCUUUGGACACAGAUUCUGGAAAACAGAACUAUUCUUCAUUGGCUUCAUCUUCCUGGGGUUCUUCUUUCACAUCCUCAUCACCAGACUGACGCCCCUGGAGUAUGACGUUCGUCUGGUCCUCACGGCUGUAGUCGGCAGCCUCGGUGGGAUCUUCCUGGUGGCCUCAUGGUGGCGAUUUGGGACCCUCAUGCUCUGCAUGCUGUGCGUUGGACUCGUGCUGGGCUUCCUCGUCUCUUCUGGGACUUUCUUCACUCCUCUGGGAAAUCUAAAAGUUUUUCGUGACGAUGGAGUGUUUUGGGUGUCGUUCUCUUGCAUAGCUCUGCUCAUUCCCGUCAUCUUCAUGGGCUGCCUAAGAAUACUGAACAUCCUGGCUUGUGGAGUUGUGGGCUCCUACUCCGUGGUGUUGGCCAUUGACAGUUAUGUGUCCACAAGCCUCUCCUACAUCACGCUGAACGUCCUCAGGAGAGCUCUCAACACGGGUUUCCGAGGAGCUUUCAUCAGAGUGCCCUUCCAGACUAACGACUUCCUCGUCCUGGCCGUGUGGGGGAUGCUGGCUGUCAGUGGAAUUACACUGCAGAUUCGCAGAGAAAGGGGACUGCCACCUUUCCCACCCCAUCCCUACAAGCUGUGGAAGCAAGAGAGAGAACGCAGAGUGACUAACAUUCUGGACCCCAGCCACCAUGUCCCUCCGCUGAGAGAGAGGCUGUAUGGCCGACUCACUCAGAUCAAAGAGCUCUUUCAGAAGGAACAGCCUGCCGGAGAGCGGACACCCCUGCUUCUGUAGAAGGCUGAGGGCUUGGUCAGUGUGCCUCACCCUGGAGUUCUCAUCUAGACUGCCCAGCUGUCCCAGGUCCAGUGCGGGAUCAGCUGCAGUCAGUGAUAGGGUGGGUGCCCCUGUUGACAGUAGUGGAGUUAGAACAUUCUAGGUGGUGGUGAGAAAAAAAUCACCAAACAGCUGUUUGUAGAAUGCUUUGCCUCAUUUUCCACAAUCCUGAGAAGUUACCCUUGGUUUAUAAAUACGAUUGAUGUGUUUUAUAAAAUAUACCAAAAAAUAAAAGUGUCAGUUCUCCUUCAA
Messenger RNA from Peromyscus californicus insignis, 2056 nucleotides. It is a transcript of the gene Tm7sf3, whose product is annotated as transmembrane 7 superfamily member 3. The transcript has 12 exons. The coding region runs from base 68 to 1765 and encodes 565 amino acids. Lineage: Eukaryota; Metazoa; Chordata; Mammalia; Rodentia; Cricetidae. The record is from RefSeq and is a predicted model, not a curated record.